GAAUCUUUCCAACUUCACGGAACCCAUGCCACUUACUCCGUGAACGUGGGCUGAGUGUGGAGGAACAGUGCAGUGACUCAAGCGCAAGAUGGGAACCAGGAACGCCAUGUCGGAGAUGUCGGUGACCACACGGGAAUUUUCUUCCGUAAGGUUGCCUACUGAAGCAACAGUGGACCCAAUCCGUCGAGACAGUGGUGACACUUCUGCUGAAGAGGGCGUCAUGUUGGAACCGCUGCGGCAGGAGCAACUUGCCGAAGAAAGCCAAGAACCGAGGGCUGAAGGAAAGAAACUGACCCAAUAUAUGGCCGCAGUUUUCGUCACGCUGGGGGCCAUGGCAGCAGGGACGGUUCUGGCCUGGACGUCCCCCACGUUGCCCGAACUUCAGAGCACGAACAGUACACUCCCCGUUACCCCAGAAGAGGGGUCCUGGAUCGGCUCCCUGGUGGCAGUGGGGGCGAUUGUGGGUGCCGUGCCAGCAGGAUACUUCGCGGACCGUUUCGGGCGGAAGCUCGUCAUACUGGCCCUGUCAGUUCCGUUCCUCCUCAGCUGGAUCCUCAUCGUCGUGGCCAAUUCUGUUGGACUCCUGUAUCUGGCAAGGUUCAUUGCCGGCUUUGCAACUGGAGCCACCUCGGUAGUGGCCCCCAUGUUCAUCGGGGAGAUCGCCGAGAGUUCUGUCAGGGGUGCUCUGGGAUCUUUCUUCCAGGUCAUGCUAACUGUUGGGAUUCUGUUCACGUACAUCGUCGGUGCUAUCGCAAGUUACACUUGGUUAGGAAUACUCUCUGGAAUUGUCCCUGUGGCUCUCUUCAUAACGUUCUCGAGAGUACGGGAAUCACCAACAUAUCUCAUGAAGAAGCACAGAGCCGAGGAGGCCAGGAAGUCACUACAGUACUACCGAGGCUCGUCUUACAACAUCUGGCAAGAGUUUGAAGAACUUGACAUGGAUAUAAGUGAAUCGACACAAGAGAGAGCAUCCAUUACGGAUUUGGUCUCUUCAAGAGGGACACGGAAAGCAGUGAUAAUUUCCUUAGGUCUAAUGAUCUUCCAGCAACUCAGUGGUGUGAACGCUGUGAUAUUUUACUCCGUCGACAUAUUCCGUGCUGCGGGAAGUAGCCUCGAUCCCAAAGUCUCUGCUAUUAUUGUUGGAAUAGUUCAAGUUGUGGUCACCUACGUAGCGAGCGUCAUGGUUGACCGUGCUGGUCGUAGGAUUUUGUUACUGUUGUCUGCGAGUAUCAUGGCCUUAUGUCUCGCAGUUUUAGGACUGUAUUUUUCUCUCAAGAAUAAUGAAAAUGACGUGUCAGGCAUAGGCUGGCUUCCUUUGAUGUGUGUCGCUGUGUUCAUCGUGAUGUUCUCUCUCGGAUUCGGACCGUUGCCAUGGAUGAUGAUGGGGGAAUUAUUUGCACCUAAUGUAAAAGGGGCAGCUAGCAGUAUUGCUGUGUGUGCCAACUGGACACUCGUUUUUAUAGUAACUUUUUCUUUUGGGAAACUUAUUGAAUGGUUGGGAGAACACUGGACGUUUUGGUUGUUUGCUGUAAUAUGCUUCAUAGCAAGUUUCUUUAUAUUCAUUGUAGUGCCAGAAACUAAAGGGAAGACCUUGACAGAGAUUCAGCGCAUAUUAAAUGGAGACACCAACCCUAAAAGGAAUGAAAUUUUAUGAAGUCGUACGUAUUAAAGGUUGUGAUGUUAAACUCCAGCCUCAUUCUAUGUUCCAGGGUCAUCAAACUUGUUUCCAAAUGACUGGAAAGAAUAAUCUGUCAAGAGAAUGCUUACAGCAAAACAAUGUAAGUUAUUACUGCCUGCAUAAAUAAAGUGUGAGUAACAGUUAAUCAGAAAACAGGCAACAUUGAAGUAAUUGUAUCCAGGGAACAGCCCAAAAAUUAGCCUUAGCUUCAGAGAAAACAUGUCCAUAAUGGAACCUUCUUGGGUUUAAGAAAUGUGUAUACUCGUAUCAUUCUGAAACUCGGCAUGUGUUACG
Cryptotermes secundus is the source of this 1972-nucleotide messenger RNA. Its product is annotated as facilitated trehalose transporter Tret1. Gene Ontology annotation, cellular component: membrane. The transcript is spliced from 4 exons. The record is from RefSeq and is a predicted model, not a curated record. Gene Ontology annotation, biological process: transmembrane transport; carbohydrate transport. Lineage: Eukaryota; Metazoa; Arthropoda; Insecta; Blattodea; Kalotermitidae. Gene Ontology annotation, molecular function: sugar transmembrane transporter activity. Bases 89 to 1654 code for a protein of 521 amino acids.